This is a messenger RNA of Hibiscus syriacus, 918 nucleotides long. RefSeq lists its product as uncharacterized. The transcript has 2 exons. Bases 1 to 918 code for a protein of 305 amino acids. The record is from RefSeq and is a predicted model, not a curated record. NCBI's taxonomy places the organism in Eukaryota, Viridiplantae, Streptophyta, Magnoliopsida, Malvales, Malvaceae.
AUGGGACUUACACCAGUAAAUUUGGACAACCAUUUGGUCUUUGAAGAUCCCCCAAAGGAUUCCAUUAUUCCUUUGGUUCGUCAUGACCAACCAAAAGCUUACUCUCUCCCUCUGUUUCUCGCAGCCAUGGCAUCGCCUUCACAGCUUUCCCUCAAACAACUUCGUGAUUUUCACCACAUCGAUCGCAUUGCUUAUUCUAGACUUAUAACCCUUAAUUCCGACCCUUUCCAUGCAAUGAAAAUCGUUGCCUUCUGGAAUACUCUUGAAAAAAUUGGCAUCAAACACUUGGUUUAUAACCUUGAACGAUUCUCUGAUUCAUCGCUUUUCUCUCUGGCCAAAGACUCCGUCCUCUGCUUGCAAUGCCUCUACUCUUCUUCCCAACAAAUCUUCCCAUGGCUCCGUCUCGAUUUCCCGGAGAUGAACAAACUUGUUUCUCAAGAAAUCUUGUUGGGGUUUCUCGUUAAGAACAGGGAGAUCCUUAAAAGGAUGAUCAAGGGUUUUGUGAAAGAUGUGUGUGAGGCAGCGUUUCUCCAACAAAAUUUGGGUCACAAGCGAUCUUACCCUUAUGGUGGUCAACCCAAUUCUGUAACUGCGACAGAUGAAAACAAGGAGGUUUUGAAGGAGGGUAAAAUUGAUUGGGAAGACAAAACAUUGUUUAUGACAUUCUCGAGGGGACAUCCGGUUUCAAACAAAGAAAUCAAAGGUUUCAUAGCGGGUAAAUUCGGGAGUCGUGUGGAGGCAAUCUGUAUGGAUAAAAACCCAAAGCAGCGUUUGUUCGCCUGUGUUGUUCUAAAGUCACACGCAGACAUGUCCAGGAUUGUUGGGACUAACAAACUAGCGCAACACGUCAUUAAUGGCAAACAAGUUAGGGUUCGAAGAUUUGUCCCCAAAAGUAAUUUUCUUAUGAAAACAGGUUAG